AUGGCCACCUCGUUCCGUCCCGCCCUGCUGUCGCGCCAGCUGCUGGUCCAGCGCACACCCAUGGCCCUGCGCAGCUUCCACGCCUCGCCCACCCGCGCCAUUCUUCCCCCAUUGCCCCAGGUCAUCAAGGGCACAGUCAACGAUGCCGCCACUGUCCCCGACGCAUCCUACGCCCACGGCAGCUACCACUGGAGCUUCGAGCGCCUCAUCUCGGUCGGCCUGAUCCCUCUGACCAUCGCUCCCUUCGCCGCCGGCUCGCUCAACCCCGUCAUGGACGGCCUCUUCAUCUCCACCAUCCUCAUCCACUCGCACAUUGGCUUCCAGUCAUGCAUCAUCGACUACUUCCCCACCAAGCGCGUACCCAAGACCCGCAAGUUCUCCAUGUGGGCCCUCAAUGCCGCCACCAUCCUUGCCGGUAUUGGCUUCUACGAGUUCGAGACCAACGAUGUCGGUCUCACCGAGGGUGUCAAGAGAAUCUGGCAAGCCAAGAAGGCCGAUGUGUAA
Aureobasidium uvarum is the source of this 504-nucleotide messenger RNA. NCBI's taxonomy places the organism in Eukaryota, Fungi, Ascomycota, Dothideomycetes, Dothideales, Saccotheciaceae. The record is from the annotation of a GenBank genome assembly.